AUGCGAAGGGAAACGUCGUCGUCCUCAUCUGAAGAUGAAGAAGACACAUCAUCUGAGGAGGAAACAUCAUCUUCAGCUCAGCAGAAAUUUCAGUGGCUUCAGGAACAAAUGAUUUCAUUUCAGCAGCGACUGAAUGAACUGCAGCUGAAUGUGAGUGCGCCUAAACGAAAAUCGCAAAUCUGCCGGGAAAUUCAGCAGAAGAUAUAUUUACUUAAGGAAAGAAUGAGUAUAAUUCAGCAAGAGAUGGAUACUUAUCAGCAGAACGAAGGGCAACAAACAGAGGAUUUAGAUCCUCCCGAUCAACCAUCUGUUUCUCCACAGCAAGAGAUGGAUACUUAUCAGCAGAACGAAGGGCAACAAACAGAGGAUUUAGAUCCUCCCGAUCAACCAUCUGUUUCUCCACAGCACACUCCUCCACAGUCACCGAAGUACUCUCCCCCACCGCUGGAGCCGCGAGUAUUGCGGCCUCGUACAACAAAACCGACACCGGGGACAUCUUCACGCGGCAGAGGGAGACCACGUCGAAGCAGCGUGAGCCGUGAUUACGUUGCAGAAUGGAGCUCAGAGGACAUCCCUUUGCAGCCACUGGAGCAGAGCGCGGGUUACGCAGUAGCGGGACCCUCAGGAAUACGUAGACCCUCCAGGAAGCCUAGAGACCGCCAGUCAAGCGAUGAUGAUUUGAGCUCAGGCGAUACCCCAAAGCAGCAGCCGGAUUACGCAGUAGCAGCACCCUCCGGAGUGCCGGGCCCAUCCAGAAAGCGGGGACGCUACAGAAAGCCGAAUGACCGCAAGUCAAGCGAUAACGAUUCGAGCUCAGGCGAUACCCCAAAGCAGCCGCCGGAUUACGCAGUAGCAGGACCCUCCGGAGUGCUGGGACCAUCCAGAAAGAGGGGACGCUACAGAGAGCCGAAUGACCGUCAGUCUUGCGAUAACGGUUUGGGCAAAGGCAGUCGGGCAAUGGAGCAGCAGAAACCGUUAGUGCGGGUGCAGGGAACUCCAGGGAAUGCUGGACAGAUGCACCACACUGCAGCCGCCGCCGAUGGGCCAGCACGCCACCUAAGGUUGGCAGAUGCCAAACGAAUCCAACCGCGUGCCCCUGCGACGGUUGAUGACCCGACGACUGAAAGAGCGCCUUUCGCUUCUGCAGUACAGGAGGAGAGGCAGCCGCUGUUGCGUGCAUUGCUAUCAGCUAAGCCGGCAUCAGAGAGCACAAUACAGUCACCUGUGGCUACUAGCAAUGUACGCCCGCACUGUAAAGGAUACAGAAAACCGAAAACUGAGUGGAUGUUACGCGCACCACUGGUAACAGAUUCCCCACCUACGGAGCAGCAGACAGUCUCAGACAUGCUGCCAGAAUUACAAAGAUCUGAAAGACGUCGUUCCAGUCCAACAUCAGAGACGCUUGAAUCACCGACGACGCAGCAGCAGACGUCCAGAUUCGUGAACGAAGGAGUGACAAGUUCGCUAGAUACAUUGGCUGCAACUGCCUGCGCAGUGAAAAUGCAACAGUCAGUAUCAAAACGAUCUGAAAUACAGGCUACAGACUCAGCGCCACCAACGUUUGAUUCGCUGAUUACACAACAACAAACAUCCACCUUUGUGAACAAACCAGAGCCGAUGAGCGGAUACUCUCUAGAAACCUUAGCGGCAGCUGCUAGCUUAUUGGAACUACACAAACAUGAAACACAGCGUACCGCUGCAACGACGGAAUUCCCGAAACCACCGCCGCGGAAGUCCACGCCACAAACUCAAAAAGUGUCAAGUUUCCGACGGUAUUUGGAGCCUCCCACAACUGCUGGCAACUCACUACUACCGCAGCCUCAGUUACGUACGGCGUCAGCCACGCCGACACACUCUCAGCUUCCGUCCGACAACUCAUCGGUUCAGCUUGUAGAAGCAGAUUCUGGUACAAAAGAGAAGCAAGCGUUUGCUCGCGCCUGGGAAGACCCACACGGCACGGCAGCCCGCGCAGCGAGUUCUGUGCGUGGUCAGUUUGAUAACCGCGCCUGGUACCAGCCUAUAUCAGGACGUCCCCAAUCACCGCUGCUUACUGAAGUUGACUCGACCACGGAUCCUCCGAGAGCGACAAGGACGGAGAUUUGGAAUCCAAGGGACGAUGCACCACAGGUCUCAUGGCCGUGGACUACGACACAAGAGUCGGCAGCCCAAAUGGUGCCGCCAGAGGCCAUCUUUUCAGGUGAAUCUGCGUCUCAGAAGAAAUCAGACAGCCUGCCUCCUCAUUACUCGCUGAGUUCGAGGCCACUGCCGUAUUUGGUCCUCAAGCUUUGUUCCAACAAGAUAACACCGAACGCCAUGGUACUCAGGCUGUCGAAGUCUCCUCCACAGCACAAAAAGAAAAGCUUCAUCGUUGACCUUGUAGAUUACAAGAAAUUUCGCCGACCUAUAGCUUACGAUCGCUUGAAUAUUCGCUCCUGGACCGUAGAACUGUUUGGUAUUUUUGCAGAGGACCGCGCUGGCACGCAUGACACCUGGCAAGCAUCAUUCUCAGUUGUGCCUGAAAUGCCGAAAACAGUGCCACCGUCAGUUUCUAGAAACGGGCAUCAGAUUACAUCCACCGAUGUGAUGAAUCCUUUCAUACCCCUGGCUUCGAGACAGACAGUACUGAAGGCAAUGCAUAAUCAUACAUGUAUUUCAAAACCAUCACUGAAUCAAAUGAUAGCCCCGGACAUAGAUCACAUGCCGAAUCUGAUGCCACCACCGAACUCUACAUACGUGCCAAAGUCGUUGGCGAACAAGAUACCGUUUUGGCACGAGUCAGACGUUGCAGAUGUGAUGCCGCAGCUUGUCUCUACAUGUGUACCAAAGAGGGGACGACAAAAAAUACGUAAUCUUACUUCAGAAACGGAGCCGUCACUGCAGGGAACCUCUGCGGGAACGCCGUCGGAGCGACGUCCACGGCGGCCCCGAGGUCGACCUUGCAGGAGAGGGUCUGCAAGAUACCCUGCCCAAUAUUCAGUCGUGUCCACGGCACAAUGUUCUCCACAGCUUACAGCUCAGUGUUGUGCUCAGCCUGCACCUACAACUCCUGCUCAGUCUUCAGAACAGGUGACAGGUCUUUCAUCCAUUCGACAUGCAGCGCAGCGGCCAAAGACGCCUCUGGAAAAAAACCGGGAACAAUUCCCACAGCAAGCUCCGCCAGAGCCCAAGAUGCAACAACAGAGGCGACGUAUGGGCAAAAAUUUGGGACGAGUUCGAGGCCAACGUUCUGCAAAAUAUGUGGCAGGUACUACGGUGCAACCAUCGGAGAAGCUUCCAGUGGCAGUGAAGCCAGUUCCAGCAGAGCACCGCGUAAAGAUGCUCGCCCCACUGUUGUUUAACCCUCCAGCUAUUCAUUUUGUUGUUCAAAAGCUACAUUGGACCUAUCUCCCACGAAUAGCGACUGUGUACGGCGACCCACGCCGGGCGCCACAGGCAAUUGAGACAUUGGUAGAUGGCCCACAGGAAGUGCCAAUGCCACGACCGGCACAUCUGCUGCAGCUGACACACCUCUUCAUGAAGUACAGUGUUCCACAGUGCCCACCUGCCCCUUAUGCCAUCCCGCUCCGACCACCGCUGGAGCGUGGCGGCCAUCAGCGGAAGACCAGUGACGUCAUCCAAAUGGCCGACCGUGCAACAGCUGAUCUUGCUGUUAGUGUUGCCAUCUCCUUAUCCGUGCGCGAAGAUCCAAUGUCGGAGUAA
This is a messenger RNA of Schistocerca americana (American grasshopper), 3699 nucleotides long. RefSeq names its product nascent polypeptide-associated complex subunit alpha, muscle-specific form-like. Lineage: Eukaryota; Metazoa; Arthropoda; Insecta; Orthoptera; Acrididae. The transcript has 9 exons. The record is from RefSeq and is a predicted model, not a curated record. Bases 1 to 3699 code for a protein of 1232 amino acids.